Messenger RNA from Corticium candelabrum, 2065 nucleotides. Its product is annotated as transmembrane protease serine 11D-like. Lineage: Eukaryota; Metazoa; Porifera; Homoscleromorpha; Homosclerophorida; Plakinidae. The transcript has 3 exons. The record is from RefSeq and is a predicted model, not a curated record. Gene Ontology annotation, molecular function: serine-type endopeptidase activity. Gene Ontology annotation, biological process: proteolysis. The coding region runs from base 54 to 1835 and encodes 593 amino acids.
UUGGAGAAGCGACAUCGACAAUCACGUAUGUCAGUAAAGUUAAACAGUCAGAAAUGAUGCCUUGUUUAACUGCUGAAGGCAAAUAUGAAAUUACUGUAUUUGCAUUGAAUCGUCUUGGACAAAAUGGGUCAGAGCCUUUCUUCCUGAAUUUUCAGCCUGCCUUAUUUAUUAGCGCCAGUUGUUGCACUCUACCGACUUUACCAAAUGGAAGAAUUAUUGCGAAUAAUGCCAGUUUCGAAAGCACAAUCUCAUUUUCUUGCAAUGUUGGCCACACGUUGGUAGGAGAAGCUACUGCCGCAUGCACUGCAAAUAGAACUUGGAGUCUAUCUACACCUACCUGCGUUAAACAAGCUACCGCUCAAACCAUGGCCCAGAUCGAAACAAAGGUAAUUGCGCUCACCGAUGGAGGGAUAAACGUUGCGUUAGAUCUUAUUUUUGUGAUGGGCACGUCAGCAAGCAUUACUCGACGACAAUUUGAUAAAUCCUUGAAACCGUUUCCAAUUACGUUUGCUCGACAUUCUACCGUUUCGCCAUUGCCUACGAAUGUAGGAGCUAUUGCAUUUGGCUAUAACAUACACGUUAUAUCAAAUCUGACUGACCGUAUUGGCGAUUUCAAUCUGGCGGUUAGCAAGUUUGUUUAUAAGAACGGUGGAGGUACUAAUACUGGUCAAGCACUUUUACGUGCAAUAGAAAUGUUCAAGAUAUCUGGGAGAUCAAUGACAUAUACAAAGCGAAUUGUGAUUUUAGUAACCGACGGUUACAGGAACAUGGGUCCAAGCAUUGCGGCUACCGUCGAAGAGUUGAAAAAGAACGCAAUAGAAGUAUUCGCUUUUGGAAUAGGAUCGGAUGUUAAUGAAGUGGAGCUACACGCACUGGCGUCUCCACCUAGUGACAGACACGUCUUCGUGGUCAGAUCGUUCCGCUUGUUUCGUUACUUUACGUUAAGCAUCGUUUCACGUAAGAACGAAUUUACUUUAGAUUUACAAUUAAUUAAAAUGUUGUCUAACUGGAGCUUGUGCAUGACAGAGCCAAUAAGAGAACAGUGUGGUGUCUCUGGAUUUCCUGGGUUUCAUCCUCGAAUAUAUGGAGGAGAUAAAUCGGCAUAUGGUGCGUGGCCAUGGAUGGUGGCCAUUUAUAAAUUGAAUUCUUCUUCAAUUUGGCAAUUCUCUUGUGGAGGUACUCUUAUUAACAACCGAUGGAUCGUUACGGCAGCUCAUUGUAUUUACAACGAACGACGAACUUCUAAAGAAAUAGUGAGAGUUCAACUUGGCAAACAAUAUUUGUAUCUAAAAAAUCCACACGAACAGACUUACACAGCAAAUGUCAGCACAGCAAUAAUGAAACGAUAUAAUCCAUUCAUGUUGGACAAUGAUUUUGCUUUGCUGCGUCUAGACAAAAAUGUUACCUUCAACAGGUUUGUUCGACCAAUCUGUUUGUAUCAGGACCCCAUUUACUACCAAAACUCAUCAAAUGUCCACGUUGGUCGCAGAGUUAUUGUUAUUGGAUGGGGAAGAUACAGUUCAUCUCACCUUGCAUUAUCCCCAGUUUUGAGAGAGGCUACAGUUACUAUACAAAAUAAUUCACAGUGCGAUCGACUCCUAGGGUACAGAAAGCUUACAGACAGCAUGUUAUGUGCUCGAGGCAAUAAGGAGGAUGCUUGUUACGGAGAUAGCGGAGGCCCCAUGAUGUGUCAGGAUGUCAAUACCAACCGGUUUUUUCUUUGCGGAAUAAUCAGCUUUGGAUUUUCCGCGGCUUGCGUUGCAGGACACGGUGUAUACACAAAACUUACUAAGUUUGUGCCUAGCGUCAUAAUUCCCGCUGUAGGUAAUGAUUAGAAGCAGCUUGAAUGACAACACACGUGGCGUUAUGAACAUGUAUGUCUCAGUUAGAAAUUACCAGUGUAAGCGCUAUACUAUGCAUUGAUUGGGACAAAUUGCAUUAGCUAAAGUAAGCAAUUGUUUGUACUACGUGACGCUGUUAUGUAAGUAAAAACUAAUGUGAUGUUCUCAACUCUGUAACGCAUCAUGCGAAACUGUUUUUGAUAUUACAAUAUGUACGACUUGAU